Messenger RNA from Penaeus indicus, 3051 nucleotides. RefSeq names its product ribonuclease H1-like. The transcript is spliced from 6 exons. Lineage: Eukaryota; Metazoa; Arthropoda; Malacostraca; Decapoda; Penaeidae. The record is from RefSeq and is a predicted model, not a curated record. Gene Ontology annotation, molecular function: nucleic acid binding; magnesium ion binding; RNA-DNA hybrid ribonuclease activity. Gene Ontology annotation, biological process: DNA replication, removal of RNA primer. The coding region runs from base 113 to 889 and encodes 258 amino acids.
CGCCCAACCUGUGGCAUGAUUCACCAAAGAGAAAUUCCCAGCCUCGACACACGUUUUAGCACGAGUCUCCACCGGCACCGGCUCGCCACAACGCCACUGGUGCCUUCCCGAGAUGCCGUUCUACGCUGUUGCCAGGGGACACAGCCCGGGAGUGUACACUUCAUGGCCUGAUGCCCAAGCUCAGAUUAAUGGCUAUACGGCAGCCCGUUACAAGAAGUUUGAUACCAAAGAUGAAGCUGAAGAAUUUGUCAGGGAAAAUGCUCUCAACAAGCCAGUGGUAGACCGCCGUGAGAAGGCAUCAGGCGACGCCCAAGUUGAAGGGAAAAGAAAACGAGAUGACGACGAGGAAGAAGAGGAAGCCCAAGGAGAGAAGAAACUGCACGUGGACGAAGGAGAAAAGAAAUCUGAGGAUGGCUUAUCUUUAGACGACGAAGGCUACCUUGUGGUUUACUCUGUCGGAGUGUGCGAGUUCCAUGGGAAGAGCGGGCAGAAGUCUGGCUGCGGCGUCUUCUUUGCCGAGGAUCAUGAGCGGAAUGUGUCCGUGCCUUUGAAGGGGAAAGCCUCCAACAACGCAGCAGAUAUUCAGGCAGCCACUCAUGCACUCAUAACUGCUAAAGCUGCUGGUUACGAAAAGGUGGCAGUCCACACCGACUCACAGUUCAUGAUCAACUGCAUGACCUCAUGGCUGAAGAACUGGAAAAAGAAGGACUGGAAGAAGAGCGACGGAGAGUCCGUGAAGAACAAGGAAGAACUGAUCGAACUGGAUAAGGCUACGGAAGGACUCGCCGUGAAAUGGAUUCACGUGAAGGCAAAAUCAGGAAUCGUCGGUAAUGAUGAGGCUAGGAAGCUGGCCAAGGUCGGCGCUAAACAGUACGAAGCUGAUGCUUAAUACAAUUAUUCCAUGAUAAAGGGUUCAAAAUUUUGUGAUGUUUUACAGUUCAUCACUUAUUGCAGUUUUUUCUUAUUAACAUCAUUUAUCUCUGUUGUCUCACUAUCAAUCGUGCAGUGGAAGAAAGAGGUUUAUAAAGAUGGUGUUUUGAAGUAUCUCUUGCUCAGAAGAAAGCUUAAAUCAAGCCAAAACAAAUAAUGAUAAAAAGUCAAGAUUUUCCACUGCAUUUUUGCUUCAUUCAUAAGUAUCUCAUUAUGCCUUCAUGUCUUGAAUAUCUGUAUGCAAUUCCUCACCCUCGAACUUAUCCAGAUGCCGAUCUCCGUAAAAAAAAUAAUAAAAAAAGUGUCGCGGGACGAAUGGAAAGAAUUUACUCCAGUCCAGACGUGGCUCGAUUUCCGCCUGGCCGAGAUCUGGAUAAGCAGAGGGUGCGCGAAAGCAACUUAGGUUGUGAACACUGCCAGCGAUGUUAUUGGUGCUACUCAGUCGUUGUCUUGGCAUUUAAUUGGCCUCCAGAAAAUAAGCUUUAAAUGCAAGGUGGAAGGACUUGUAAUAUUAAGAACAGAUGGUCUAUUCUUCCAGAAAUAGUUCUAGUUUUAUAUAUUAUCAUUAUACAUUGUCAGUAAGAAAGAAAGUAUGUAAAGAAUUAGAGGGAAAAACAAAUCCCACGGUCUGGUAAAGUUGAUGACCUAAAAACAAUGAGGAAUUAUGAAUAAAGUUAUCCCUGUAUUCUCUUCUUCUGUUUCUCCUUCUUUUUUUUUCUUUUUUCUUCUGUUUCUCCUUCUUUAUUGUCUUCUUUCUUCUUUUUCUUCUUUAUUGUUCCUUUUUUUUUUCCUUCAUGUCCUUCUCUUACUGUAUUUCCUCUUCCUGCUACAUCAUUCUCUUCAGUCUCAUUUCCCAUAUUUCACCUUGCAUAUUUUAUAUAGUAACUGAGAAAUAGCAGAAAAUUAAUGCUGUUUGGUGGCAGUUUUUUUUUUUAAUUUGUUGGUACUCUUUGAUGAUUGGUUAUACUUUUAUUUACUUUUUUUUUUGGUAAAGGAAAGGUAUUUUUCUUAAAUUUAAUGACCAUAUUGUGCAAUGUAUUACUUAGUAUAUAAUUUAAAAGAUAAGUUACCUUUCAAAAUGUAGUUUUGAAGUUGUGGAUACUUAAGAAUUUUUUUGUUUAAAAAAAAAUGUUAAAUAUCAGAGAGUAUAAUUUCACUACUAAAUUAAAAAGAAUUGUUUGUAAAUCUUGGUAGAUCACCAAGCUAUUGUGGAACUUUGUAAUGAUUUAUUUAUUUUAGGGAAUUAUUCAUAUCUUCACUUAAAUUUGUACUAAGCAUUCUUUCAUUAGUAAUUUGUAGCUUUCAUGUUCUAUGGAUGAUAAAGCGAGAAAUGUUAUUCCAAGAUUGUAUUAAGAAUACUCUUUUAUUCUUGAUUAGUUCAUGAGAUCAUUUGCUCUGUAUGUGUGUUUAUGCCAUGUUUUAUGUUACACUGUUCGUAUUAGUUAUGUUUGUUUGGAAAGUUAUUCACAUGAUAUGAAUAUUGUGUUGUUUGUGCAUUCAUUUUGACAGCUGAGGAGUGACUGAUAAACGAAGGCUAUUUUCCAAAGGUUUUAUUUUUCAUGUUUUAUUUAAUUUAUGUAAUCUGUUGGCAAUAAAAAGGGAAAUUGCAGAAGGCUGUAUUAAACCUAACAGAUAUAUGGAGAUGAGUGUAAGCAAUGUUAUGUAUGGUAGCCAUUCUUCUAUUAAUGUUUGCAGGUAUUGGUGAUGGUUUUGUGUGUUGAUGCAUGCAAAUGAUAAAUAACAUACUGUAUGUACUUACCAAAUAUGCAUUUUUGUGCCCCAUAGUGUUGAACUGUUAUACUCUGUUUAUUUAAUUUUAGCUAACAAACUAUUUGCUUUAUGCAGAAUAAACAAAAUGUUUCGUAUAGAAUUUUGCAAAAGCUACCUCUUUAUUGCUUUAAUUAACACAGUAUUGUUAUUUAGCAUUUAUUUUCUUAACUGAUGAACAAAUAAGGAUCUUAACCAUAUUUUUAUUUUCAAAGUUUUGUGUAUUUUUUAUGUUCCUGUACAAAAAAAAUUGUACCUCUGGAGUGUUUUCCUGAGUUAACUUUAACCUGUGUGUUAUCCUAUUCCAGAGGGCAAAAGAUCUGUUCUUUAUCUCUAUUAAAAGAAAGUAAAACA